Ipomoea triloba (trilobed morning glory) is the source of this 1912-nucleotide messenger RNA. RefSeq names its product transcription factor MYB56-like. Gene Ontology annotation, molecular function: DNA-binding transcription factor activity, RNA polymerase II-specific; RNA polymerase II cis-regulatory region sequence-specific DNA binding. Gene Ontology annotation, biological process: regulation of DNA-templated transcription. Gene Ontology annotation, cellular component: nucleus. The record is from RefSeq and is a predicted model, not a curated record. The transcript has 5 exons. Bases 65 to 1171 code for a protein of 368 amino acids. Lineage: Eukaryota; Viridiplantae; Streptophyta; Magnoliopsida; Solanales; Convolvulaceae.
CUUUCAUCUCUCCUUGUACAGCUAAAAUCAUUGUUUUUGUUCUUGGUUGGGUGAGCUAUCAGCUAUGUAUAUUAACCUUUUCCAUCAUCGUCGUUACCAUCAUCAUUUUCCUUUACCGGAAAUGAUUAGCAGAACUAAUAACGGCAAUGAGCCGCCGGAAAUCGACGACGGCGGCGGCGGCGGCAAUUCUUCAAGGUUCAUCCCGAGAGGACACUGGAAACCCGAUGAAGACGCCAAGCUCAAAGAGCUCGUAGCCCUCCACGGCGCACAUAACUGGAAUUUCAUCGCUCACAGUCUUCCAGGGAGAUCAGGGAAGAGUUGUAGAUUGAGGUGGUAUAACCAGCUGGAUCCGAAGCUAAAUCGGAGCACGUUCACGGCGGAGGAGGAGGAGCGGCUGGUGGAGGCGCAGAAAAUGUACGGCAACAAAUGGGCGACGAUCGCGCGCCUGUACUUCCCCGGCCGCACGGAUAACGCCGUGAAGAACCACUGGCACGUCCUCCUCGCCAGAAAUGAGCGGUGGUGGCGGCAACAGCAGCAACAAAUCGGCGAGGUUUCCGCCGCUAGUUUUACCAGCAAUUGCGGCGGUUACAAGAGAAUGAAGCUAACAAACGCCAUUAAUAAUCCAAGCAGUUUCAAUGCCGCCGCCACAGAAUCCACCGUCGAUUCUAAGUCCACUUGCAUUCACCUCUCCCUUUCCGCCGCUUCGUUUGGCCGUAAUCCAAUGCCGCCGGACUUUCUAACCCCCGGCGCCGUUACAGGAUCAUUAUCCUCAUCCGAGGGAAAGGAUAGGCAAUGCAACUCUCCACUUCCAAUUUUAAGCACACCCAUUAGCGAUAUAGGAUUAAGUAUCACAGGGUCAUCGUCAUCUAGGACGGAAGAGGGAAAGGGCAAGCAAUGCUACUCUCCACUUUCCAUUUUAACCACACCCAUUGCUACCGAAAUAGGAUUAAGUAUUACUACAGGGUCGUCGUCCUCAUCGAGAGUGGAAGAGGGGAAGAGUAGGAGGGGUGGAGGUGGGUGGUGGGGUGGUCAAUCAGAGUCAUCAAACUCAGAGGUUAGUGGUGCAUCUGAGUCAGUGGCCAACCUCAAGGGCACCAAUCAGAAAACAGAUCAGGGCAAUCAGUUGAACAAAAUUGCUUUCUAUGAUUUUCUAGGAAUGGGAGCCACUUGAUUGAGAGUCAUAUGCCAGACAAGUCUAGCUAGAUUGUUGAAAAUUAAGAAGAGACAGAAACUUGAACAUCAUACUGCAGUCAAAAUUGGACUGUUCUUUCCAUCUUGGUAGAAUAGAAUAGGAUAUGAUGUGUAUAUUUAAUUAAAUGCCUUUUGAAACCCAAAAAAAAAAAUGUUGAAAAAGUAAAAGAAACAGACAAAAAAAAUUGCAAAAAUAAGGCAGGAAUGAUAGAUAUUGCUUCUCUAGCUAUUGGUGGAAGCAUGAAACUCUAAUGGGAUAUGAUGGAGCAAACCAAAGGGCAAAGGCCUCAGCUCCAUCAAGUUCAAUGUUGAUGGCAGUAAGAGAGGAGAAUCAAGAAUAUUAGAGACAAAGAGUGUCUUUGAGGAUGAAUAGAGGAAGCGGUUUGAAGGCUUUACUUACAAGAAACGACAAAGAGUAUGUUUGAGGAUGAAUAGAGGGAGGGCGACAAGAAAGCUUUACUUACAAGAUGGAGAUUGUUUUCAGUUCAAUAAUGGUGGUCUGGAAUUGUCAUUCAUGUAUCAUGUAUAGGUUUUUAUUUUGUCGAGGAAAGUCCUUAGAAAAGAUAAAUUUGAAAAUGAUUAUUUAGUGGUUGUUAAGAAUGCCCUCCACCCUCAUUAUACUAGGACCUUGUUGUAUAGGUUGCAUUGUUGUUGGAUUUGUACUCUUAGACAUGUCUAAAAGGAAGUGGAAUUUUAUGCAAAUUAAUUGCAUGGUGACAAA